Diaporthe citri is the source of this 3108-nucleotide messenger RNA. RefSeq lists its product as uncharacterized. Gene Ontology annotation, molecular function: metal ion binding; ATP binding; ATP-dependent chromatin remodeler activity. NCBI's taxonomy places the organism in Eukaryota, Fungi, Ascomycota, Sordariomycetes, Diaporthales, Diaporthaceae. The record is from RefSeq and is a predicted model, not a curated record. The transcript has 5 exons. Bases 1 to 3108 code for a protein of 1035 amino acids.
AUGGUACGAACUAGACGAUCGCUCGCUGGCGCGGCCGCUGAGACAAGCCAGAGUUCACAGGCCACUCGGCACAAUUCAUCCACAUCUGUGUCUGUACCUGCAGCAAGUAAUUCACUGCCUGUCAAACGUGGUCGCGGUCGCCCUAGCAGAGCGUCCUUGGCUGCUGCUGCUGCCGCCGCUGCUGCCGCCGCCGCCAACAGUGAGUCACUCUCCUCUCUUGGGACGUCGACCUACUCGUCCGCCGACUCCGUCUCGGGCUAUUCAACCCCCUUGACCAGCAAUGUCACCACGCCUGCUCCAAUCGACAAUGCAAAACCCGGCUCCACUCGAUCGACACGCUCUAGUAAACUCGAGGUAGCCAGCCCGGCGGUCAAGAGCCGCGGGUCCGGUACCAAGUCGAACCUGAAGGCCGACAACCAAUCAAUGGGUGCUUCCUCGAGAGCCACGCGAAGGAGUCGACUCGUUACUGUCCCUGAUAGCGAGGACGAUGAUCUCGCAGAUGAUUCCCCGGACGCUAGACGCAUUCGUUACGACGAGGAGGUUGCCCGAUCGCUCCAAGACGAGCUCAAUCGCGAGGUCGAAGGCAUCCUCUUUGAUGACGACCUCGAGGAGCAACCCAUUAUUGAGUCUGACAGUGAGGACUAUGCCGCAACCGAUCUCAAGGGUAAAGGCAAGGCCGUGGCUACUCAGCAAGCCUCUGGUACUCGGGCUGCAGCCAAGAAACGUGUCGUCCAAGACUCAGACGUCGACGACGAUGAUGAUUAUGACAAUGACGACGACUAUUCUGACUUUGCCGAUCUUGCACCCCCAGCCAAGAAGCAGAAGACCGCUGUUAGAGGCCGCGGAAAGCAAGUGUCCGCAAAGGGAAAGACGGUCGUAGCUCCGCCUGUGUCGGACUCGGAUGACGACUUGCCUUUGAGCAAGCGGCACACUGGCCGGAAAGUUGCACGCAGAUCCGGCGCAACAGCUCAAGACACGACCCCAGGACUCGGCGAAGCUAGUAGCGACGGCUCCGGAUUGAGUGAUGUCGAUUCUGCAGAUUUCUCCGCGGAGUCAGAAGACGAUAGUGACGAUGCUGACCCCUCGGCCGCGACGAAUGAUCCGACUAGAAUUCAAGCCAUUUCGCGCCGCCGCCGUGGUUUCGGCGCCUACGCCAACCGCAAGAGAAUCAGGACCGGCAGGCUCCAGCUUGAGGAGCACCAUCCCACUCUUAAGACGAUGUGGGAUCGCCUCAGGGACAUGCCGGUUCUCAAAGCCGGCAAGGCCGAGCAGCCGAAGUCCAUAUCUCGACUCCUCAAGCCUUUCCAACUGGAAGGUCUCGCCUGGAUGAAGGCAAUGGAAAAGACCGAGUGGAAGGGUGGCCUCCUCGGCGAUGAAAUGGGGUUGGGAAAGACGAUCCAGGCCGUGUCGCUCAUCAUGUCUGACUAUCCGGCUAAGCAACCUUCUCUGGUCUUGGUCCCGCCCGUCGCUCUGAUGCAGUGGGUUUCUGAGAUCGAGUCCUACACGGACGGUACCUUGAAGACGCUCGUCUAUCACGGCACCAAUGCACAGGUCAAGGGCAAGACCAUCAAGGAGUUGAAGAAGUACGACGUCAUCAUCAUGUCGUACAACAGCCUCGAGUCGAUGUAUCGGAAACAGGAGAAGGGCUUCAAGAGGAAGAAUGGCCUGCACAAGGAGAAGAGCCUGAUUCAUGCCAUCCAAUUCCACCGUGUCCUCCUCGACGAGGCUCAUUGCAUCAAAACGCGGACGACAAUGACCGCAAAGGCUUGUUUUGCCUUGAAGGUCGACUAUCGUUGGUGUCUUACUGGCACUCCGUUGCAGAACCGAAUUGGUGAAUUCUUCUCCCUGAUCCGCUUCCUCAACAUCCGCCCUUUUGCAUCGUACUUCUGCAAGACCUGUGACUGUGAGUCACUCGAGUGGACCAUGGACGAGGAUCACCGCUGCACCCAGUGCAACCACAAUGGCAUGCAGCAUGUGUCUGUCUUCAACCAGGAACUUCUGAACCCGAUCCAGCGAUACGGCAAUAUGGGCCCUGGCGCCGAAGCUUUCCGAAAGCUCCGACUGAUGACUGACCGCAUCAUGCUGAGGCGCCUCAAGAAGGAUCACACCAACUCGAUGGAGCUGCCAGUGAAGGAAAUUUACGUUGAUCGCCAAUUCUUCGGCGAAGCAGAGAAUGACUUCGCCAACAGUAUCAUGACGAACGGCCAGCGCGAAUUUGACACCUAUGUCGCUCAUGGUGUUCUUCUCAACAACUACGCCAACAUCUUUGGCCUCAUCAUGCAGAUGAGGCAGGUGGCUGAUCAUCCUGAUUUGAUCUUGAAGAAGAAUGCCGAGGGUGGACAGAACAUCCUGGUCUGCUGCAUUUGUGACGAGCCUGCGGAAGAAGCCAUACGAUCUAGGUGCAAGCAUGACUUCUGCCGUUCUUGUGCAAAGAGCUAUCUCAACUCGCAGGACCAGCCAGACUGCCCUCAGUGCCAUAUUCCACUCUCCAUCGACCUGGAGCAGCCCGAGAUCGAGCAGGAUGAGGCGUUUGUCAAGAAAUCUUCGAUUAUCAACCGUAUUAAGAUGGAGAACUGGACGUCAUCAUCCAAGAUCGAGCUCCUUGUUCAUGAACUGCACAAGCUUCGGUCGGACAAGGCUUCCCACAAGUCCAUCAUUUUCAGCCAGUUCACUACCAUGCUGCAGCUGAUCGAGUGGCGGCUGCGUCGUGCGGGAAUCACCACUGUGAUGCUGGACGGUAGCAUGACUCCAGCUCAACGUGCAGCCUCCAUCGAUCAUUUCAUGAAGAACACGGAGGUGGAGUGUUUCCUUGUGUCGCUCAAGGCCGGCGGUGUUGCCUUGAACUUGACCGAGGCAUCGCGAGUCUUCAUCGUUGAUCCGUGGUGGAACCCCGCUGCCGAAUGGCAGUCUGCUGAUCGGUGCCAUCGUAUCGGCCAGACACGUCCUUGUACCAUCACUCGUCUUUGCAUCGAGGACUCUGUGGAGAGUCGUAUGGUUUUGCUUCAGCAGAAGAAGGCCAGCAUGAUUCAUUCCACCAUCAACAAUGACGACGCAGCGAUGGAGUCACUGACACCCGAGGAUCUACAAUUUCUCUUCCGCGGAAACUGA